This is a messenger RNA of Astyanax mexicanus (Mexican tetra), 1532 nucleotides long. RefSeq names its product CMRF35-like molecule 8. The record is from RefSeq and is a predicted model, not a curated record. Lineage: Eukaryota; Metazoa; Chordata; Actinopteri; Characiformes; Acestrorhamphidae. Bases 172 to 609 code for a protein of 145 amino acids. The transcript has 4 exons.
UUUCUCUGGAAAGAAGAAACAGUUACUCUAACAAAAGCAGGAUAAAGUAUAUUAACAUUCUUGAUUUUAGAAGAAACAAGGAAUGAGCAGUUGUCCCAAUGUGUUAGACAUAUAGUGCACAUAAUAAUAGCUCUCCACUUUUUGUGAAUAACUUUCCAUCUAAAAUUUCUAAUGUUUACUUUUUUAUUUACAUCUAUUAAUAUUAUAGACACGUCAACAUUCACAACAACUUCUGCUCCAGAUUCCUCUGUUGCUAUCAGUCUAAGCAUUGUUCUGGCUCUCCUGCUAAUUGGAGGAGCAGCGCUGGUCUUUUUUAUUGUAAUUAGAAAGAAAAAACAAGGCUCCACCCCUUCAGCCAGAACCAAUCACAGUGACCAUAAAGAGGUUCCUGCUGUGGUCAGUAAUGAUGAAGAGACUGGACUCACCACCCAAACUCCACCCAAAGACCAAGAGAUCACCUACUCCACCUUAACUCCACCCAAAGACCAAGAGAUCACCUACUCCACUGUGAGUUUCCAUAAGAACCCAGGUUCUUCCACUGAUGCCUCAGUUAGAGUCAGUAAGGAGGAACCUGAAACUGAAUAUGCCAUCAUCAAACGUCCAAAAUAACUGAAAUAACUCAGUUAAUAAACACUGGAGUAACUGUUUAUCACCAACUCACUGAUAGAUAUACAAAUACCAGUCUUAAAUACACCAUAGAAUACUAUAUUUACUGAGGUUUUAUCUUAGAAGAUUUGUUUGAUGUUUAUAUACCAGAUGAUGUUUCACAAUUCAAUUUACCACCCUGUUAUUUUGCCUCAAAGUGAAACACACUGAUUUCUGUUUUGUCAAAGAACUUAAAAAAAAAAAGAAUUGAAGACUUAUUAUUUCAUUGGAUGCUUAAGUCACUGAAGAAGCCCACAUCGGCAUAGCAAAGCAUAGCUUAGCAUAGCCUAGCCUAGCCUUGGUUAGCACUGUAAAUAAAGCAUUACCCAAUAGUAUUUCUGUUUGUUCCAGGUAGUAUUAACAUGGUGUUUGGUUAGCUAGCUAAAGAGAUUGUACCAAGUUAGCCCUUUUAGAAACCAUAUAACUUUAUCAGCGUCCUUAUUUAGUAAGAACCUUUAAAUAGUAUUUCAACACAUGUGACAGUGUUAGCUUUUAGCAUUUUAACAUUACUUUACUUACUUAGUCUACAUAUUCUCCUAAAAUUGUUAUUGUGUUCAGCCUACUAAUGCUUUUUUCUAGUGGUGGAGUUUAUAUACAUUUAUUAAGUGUAAAUAACAGGAAUCAAGAUUUUUAAGUGUGUUAUAGUUGUGAGGUUAUGGAACUGGCUUAUUUCCCAGCUCUGUGUUGGUUCAACUUGAUGUUCUUUUGAAGAUGUAAAAACAGUGUUUGAUGUUCACCGUUGAUGUUUCUUUUAUGUAUUCAACUAUCAUUUUUAACCUUUACCAGGAAAAACACAGGUUAAUGCUCUAGAGCUCCUGUUAUGUGGAAUAAUAAACAAUAAAAGCACAUUUCUUUCCGAAUGCCAAUCAAUACAGACAUUAGUUUAU